AUGUUGCAUUAUACCAACGAGACUCCAGAAUCUUACGAAGCACCCAACCCCGCGGUAGACCUUUAUAAUAUGUGCAAGCCGAUAGCCCCAACUGGCUGGAGUUCCACCCCAGAAGCAGAAGAUAUCUCCACCCCACUGCCCUGCGACGAUUCCAGCAGCUCAGACGCAAGCUACUUCACUGCUUUCUUCUUUGACUAUCAGCAUGAAAUGCAGCUGCAACAACUGCAGCUACUCGAGCAGCUAAUGAAUCCUGCUGUAGCUGGCAUGGAAAACACGCCAAACGCAAUCCCAGCCACCACAGAGGCUGUAGACCAGUCCUCGAUUGUCUUCGACCCUGCAAAGGGGGGUGACUUCCAGCGCUGGCUACAAACGCAAGACGCUGUCUCUGAGGCAUCAACCACCUUCCACGAUGCUCUGGAUGGUAACAUACCGAUCAAUACCACACAGCAACCUGGCGUUCCAGUAUUGCAGCAAACCAAAGCCCAGGGCAGCGUCCUCGGCCCCCCACGUCUUUCCCCGCCAGUCCAAAAUAAGGCACCGCAGCGUUAUGUCUGCACAGAAUGUGGCAAAGGCUUUGCGCGUGCCUCGUCCCUGCGCACGCACAGAAAUAUCCAUACUGGCGACCGUCCGUUCACCUGUCCCUUCAAGAACUGCGGCAAAUCCUUUAACGCUAGGUCUAACAUGCUCCGCCACCAUAAACUGCAUUUUCGUACGGACUGUGGGAUGUACAUGCUCCCCAAUGGUGAAACAACUAGGGUCAAACCCUCAAGCAGAAAACUGUUCGCUUUGAGCAGACAGCAGCACCAAAAGUAUACGACCCUCCCAACGAUAUGA
Molecule: messenger RNA, 834 nt
Organism: Eremothecium gossypii ATCC 10895
Lineage: Eukaryota; Fungi; Ascomycota; Saccharomycetes; Saccharomycetales; Saccharomycetaceae
Product: C2H2-type zinc finger protein
Exons: 1
Coding region: 1-834 (277 amino acids)
Biological process (GO): regulation of transcription by RNA polymerase II
Cellular component (GO): PcG protein complex; transcription regulator complex
Molecular function (GO): RNA polymerase II cis-regulatory region sequence-specific DNA binding; DNA-binding transcription factor activity, RNA polymerase II-specific
Source: RefSeq, marked provisional